UUGAAGCUAAGUCAGAGAAAUUGGACAAAAAGAAAGAGAAGGAGCUAGAAAUGGAAGACCUAGAGGCUAAGUCAAGAGCUAGAGAUUAUGAAAACUUUAUUUUACCAACAGCAACAGAGUUGGAAGCAGAAGAUGAAGCAACUGAUUUAAGUGCAAUUUACGAACGGAUCAAAAACAAUGUGCAUGUACUGAACAAUUUCAAAGAGCUACGAAUGGAGGGCAGAUUCAGAAAGGAAUACAUGAGUUUGCUUAUGAGGGACCUGUCCAUGUACUACAGUUACAACGAUUUCCUUAUGGAACAAUUUGUCAACUUAUUUCCACUUUCAGAAUUGUUAGAGUUCCUUGAAGCUAAUGAAGUCCAGAGGCCUGUCACUAUCCGAACGAACACUCUGAAGACAAGACGGAGAGACCUUGCACAGGCAUUGAUCAACCGUGGAGUGAAGUUAGAUCCAGUUGGAAAGUGGUCAAAAGUUGGCCUGGUAGUGUAUGACUCAUCAGCGCCAAUUGGAGCAACACCUGAGUAUAUGGCUGGGCAUUAUAUUCUACAAGGAGCUUCAUCUCUUCUUCCUGUGAUGGCAUUAGCUCCGCAGGAGAAUGAACGUGUACUGGACGUGUGUGCUGCCUUGGGUGGCAAGACAACAUACAUUGCAAGUCUGAUGAAAAAUACUGGAAUAUUAGUUGCCAAGGAUAGAAACAAAGAACGAACAAAAUAUCUUGUGGCAAAUGUUCACAGAUUAGGUGUACUUAAUACAAUCUUAUGCUACUAUGAUGGACGAAAGUUUUCAACAGUAAUGUCUGGUUUUGAUCAAGUCUUAUUGGAUGCACUAUGUAGCGGAACUGGUGUUAUAUCAAAGGACAAAACGGGCAAGGUAGGUGGACUUACAGACGAUAAGGACAUCAUGAGGUGUGCUCACUUACAAAAACAGCUUAUACUCUCAGCCAUAGAUUGUAUUGAUGCAGGGUCAUCUACUGGUGGCUACAUUGUGUAUUCCACGUGUUCUAUAAUGAUAUUCUUUGUAGAUGAGAAUGAAGGAGUAAUAGACUAUGCCUUGUUUAAUAAGCGAAAUGUCAAAGUCGUGGCAACAGGUUUGGAUUUUGGAGCUGAAGGAUUUUGCAGGGUUUUUUGCGUGCUAUUUCGAGGAAAAUAUUUUCAUCCUUUGCUCAGACUGACAAGACGAUUUUAUCCACAGACACAUAACAUGGCGUUUUUUGUAGCCAAGCUGAAGAAGUUCUCAGACAAGAUUUCUGGUAUGUUUGCUGUUGUGGCUGUGUGA
Molecule: messenger RNA, 1274 nt
Organism: Corticium candelabrum
Lineage: Eukaryota; Metazoa; Porifera; Homoscleromorpha; Homosclerophorida; Plakinidae
Product: probable 28S rRNA (cytosine(4447)-C(5))-methyltransferase
Biological process (GO): rRNA base methylation; maturation of LSU-rRNA
Cellular component (GO): nucleolus
Molecular function (GO): RNA binding; rRNA (cytosine-C5-)-methyltransferase activity
Source: RefSeq, a predicted model, not a curated record